AUGGAAAAAAUAUCCCCCGAAAUUUUAGCUGCUAGGGCUAAACUGAAAGAGCGAAUGGGAGCUAGCCAAAGACAAAUAGGAGGAAAAGGAACAGCUCGAAGAAAAAUAAAAAAAGUUCAUAAAAAUUCAAUGCCAAAUGAAAAAAAAAUUAAUUUAAUUUUAAAAAAAAUUGGUGCUUCCUAUUUUGGUGAUGUCGAUGAAAUAUGUAUAUAUAAAAAUUCAGACAAAUAUCUUGAAUUUAAACGACCAAAAUUAUCAGCAUCAUUACAAUCAAACACUUAUAUUGUUACUGGAAAAUUUACUGAACAAACAAUUGAUAUUAACAAAAUUUUUGAAGGAUUACAAGGAAAUAAAAAUGUAGAUAUGAAACUUUUAGAAAGACUAAAAAAUGAUCCAACUAUUAAAAGCUUAAUGGCUAAAGACAAAGAAAAAAAUCAAAAAAAAGAAGAUGCAGAACAAACUGCUCAAGUACCAGAUCUAGUUGAAAAUUUUGAAGAAGUUUCAAAAGAAAAAACUGAAGAGUAA
Molecule: messenger RNA, 525 nt
Organism: Plasmodium yoelii
Lineage: Eukaryota; Apicomplexa; Aconoidasida; Haemosporida; Plasmodiidae
Product: transcription factor BTF3, putative
Exons: 1
Coding region: 1-525 (174 amino acids)
Cellular component (GO): nascent polypeptide-associated complex; cytosol
Source: RefSeq, a predicted model, not a curated record